CGCUUCCGGUUGCUCACUUCCGCUUCCGGCUCUGACCGGGGGUCCGCCUUCGAGAGAGAGAAGAGGGGGUUGUGGCGUCGGUAGAUUCCAGGCGUUUCGAGGCGAGAGGCCAGCUCCAGACAGGAUGAUCGAGGUUGUUUGCAACGACCGUCUAGGGAAGAAGGUCCGCGUUAAGUGCAACACCGAUGACACCAUCGGGGACCUUAAGAAGCUAAUCGCAGCCCAAACUGGCACCCGUUGGAACAAGAUCGUCCUGAAGAAGUGGUACACGAUUUUUAAGGACCAUGUGUCUCUGGGAGACUACGAAAUCCACGAUGGGAUGAACCUGGAGCUUUAUUACCAAUAGAGCGGACUUCCUGCUGACCACCCUCCCCUCCCAUUUGGUCCCCUGUCCCCCCACCCUCGUCCCCGCACUGGUAUGGAUGCUUGUUUUUAAAAACUCAUGUUAAUAAAAUCUUAGAAGUAGC
Messenger RNA from Suricata suricatta (meerkat), 467 nucleotides. RefSeq names its product ubiquitin like 5 (gene UBL5). Lineage: Eukaryota; Metazoa; Chordata; Mammalia; Carnivora; Herpestidae. Gene Ontology annotation, biological process: mRNA splicing, via spliceosome; protein modification process. Gene Ontology annotation, molecular function: protein tag activity; protein binding. The transcript has 5 exons. The coding region runs from base 125 to 346 and encodes 73 amino acids. The record is from RefSeq and is a predicted model, not a curated record. Gene Ontology annotation, cellular component: nucleus; cytoplasm.